Molecule: messenger RNA, 730 nt
Organism: Aplosporella prunicola CBS 121167
Lineage: Eukaryota; Fungi; Ascomycota; Dothideomycetes; Botryosphaeriales; Aplosporellaceae
Exons: 1
Coding region: 23-667 (214 amino acids)
Biological process (GO): mRNA splicing, via spliceosome
Cellular component (GO): spliceosomal complex; U4/U6 x U5 tri-snRNP complex
Molecular function (GO): zinc ion binding; nucleic acid binding
Source: RefSeq, a predicted model, not a curated record
CAUCUGCUCCGACAAGCUCGCCAUGUCCAGCAAAAAGGAUGGCGGCGCCUACGGCGCGGCCUCCAGCGACACCAGCUUCCGCAAAACCUGGGACCGCGCCGAAUACGCGCAGCGCGCAGCCGACCACGAUGCGAAGACCAAAGAGGAAGGCAAAGCACGAUACGAAGCCGCGCUCGCGGGUAAGAAGUACGUGCGGCGAGCAUCGACGCCACCGGACGCGCGAGAGACGGAGGCGCGCAAGUCGCGGCUCGACGUGGGCAGCAUGGUGGGCAAGACGCAGCUGGUGCCAGCGGGGUCAGCGGUGGGCAAGCGCGGCCGCGGCGCGGGCUUCUACUGCGAGAACUGCGACCUCACGUUCAAGGACAACCUGCAGUACGUCGAGCACUUGAACAGUAAACAGCAUCUUGUGAAUACGGGCCAGACGGGCGAGGUGAGGCGGGCCACGGUCGAGGAGGUGCGGGAUCGUUUGGCGUGGUUGAAGAGGAAGAGGGACGAGGAGAAGAGGGAUGAGGUUGUCGAUUUGGGACAGAGGCUGGAGGUAGCCAAGGAGAAAGAGGAUAGGGAACGUGAGGAGAAGAGGCGCAAGAGGAAUGAGAAGAGGAGAAAGACCAAGGAUGGCAUGGGCGUCCCGCAAGUGGAGGUCGAGAACGAUGGCAUCAUUUGCUGAAAGGGGAUUGAACGGUCAUACAAAUACGGCGUUGCGGUAAGGGAUUGCAUCGAAAUGGCGUUA